Molecule: messenger RNA, 476 nt
Organism: Aspergillus welwitschiae
Lineage: Eukaryota; Fungi; Ascomycota; Eurotiomycetes; Eurotiales; Aspergillaceae
Exons: 1
Coding region: 1-399 (132 amino acids)
Source: RefSeq, a predicted model, not a curated record
AUGCUCGUGAUCCUGUUCUUACCUGCUGGUGCGCAGAAUAUGUACGGACCAAUACAUCUUGAAGCCUGGGCGGAACCCAAUUGCCAAGGUGGUGACACGGCUAUUACGUUUACCGACAAUUUUUAUGGACGAAAUUUAUCAAUCGCUUUGGUAUCUCGCAGUUUCAAGCUCUCACGCGCUCUUCAAGGGGAAGAGCAACUAGAUAUUUCUGUGACGCACAAUUUUGACACAUGGUAUGCGGACAAAGAUCAAUUUUCUAUGAACGACUCUUCAUGCCAGACCUUUGUUCAGACAUACUAUGCUGUAAAUGGAAGUACAGCAUGCCAUAAUACACCCAAGUUCACAUGUCAUCGGCUUUGGACAAAUCCUGGUCUUUCCUGGUCUUAUACAACCGAAUAGGAAAAACAAGAAACUGAUGUUGAAGUCUUUUAUUGCUUCCUAUCUCAUCGCCAGUCUAUCUGAGAGCGUGACUGCCU